UCUGUAUUUCCUGAGCUAACAACACUCGCCUCGGCUUUGACAGACAACCUCAGCCCAUCUUUAACACGCUCACGGCGGCAGGAAAACGGCACGAAAGUGGGCAAAAUGCCUUUGGGAGGACAUACAGCUCGCUGAUGUAGCUCGGUGUUCAUGUCAGCCAACAAGUGCCUCAAAUUACCCGGCUACUGUUUGGCUAACUUACCCUCGCUAGCUCAUUAGCUAAAGCGCUAGCUGUUUAGCAUUAGCCAGCUUUCUGACGCUGGCUAAAUAACGUUAGCGACUAAUAGUUUACAUGUGAGGGACAGCUUUGGUUCCUGUUUUUUUUCUCCGAACAACUAAAGUGACGAACAGGGAUGGUGCAGCCCCAACCUGAUGGUCCAAUGCAGUGGGACAUGUCAGGGGAGGAGAAUGGAGGGGCCCUCAGGGUCCCACCAGAGCUGGCUGACAAUGAAGUAGUGAACAGAUUGCUGGGUGACAACCAGCAGCUUAGAGAGGCUCUGCGGCGGAGCAACCUGGCCUUGCGUCAGCGCUGUGAGGAGAUGGAGGGAUGGCAGCGAAGAACGAGAGAAGAACGAGAGUUUCUCAGCUGUCGUUUCCAGGAAGCCAGAGCCCUGGUGGAGAGGCUGGCUCAGGAGAACCACUCCUUACAGGGCCUGGUGAACGGACCAGCGUCGUCCUCCUCCAGUCACUGCUGCAGCUCCAGCCAAACCGAAGACCAGCAGGGACGCCCGGCCAGGAACGGGCCGGCUGACGGACCACAGACUCUAGACCACUGGGACAGGAAGAGAGUUGAAGAUACAGAACAGUACACACAAACCACACCUCCUCGCAGCCUGGUGAGAUGUGUGUGCAUGUGUGUGUGUGUGUGUGUUGAUGCUGUUUUGGUGUUAUUGUGGUCAGUUAAACUGUAUGUUUGUGUAUCCCUGUGUGUGUCUAGGAUGAUGCAAGUGUGAGUAUAUUCUUGAGUCAUGCAGGCACCUCGUCCCCAACCUCAUUUUCAGAGGAACAGGGAGAUGUAAGUUAGUCUGCUCACUCCAUCCUGUUUCCUUCAGCCACAUCCCUGAUACUUCCUCUGUACCGCUUGCUUGAUUCGUCACCUCGCCUUAUCUUUGAUCACACCUUUUUAAAUUCACAUUCCUUCUCGUAUUCGUAAGGGAUCGCCUGUCAAACCCUCCAAGAAUAAGCCUGACACCAGCUGAGGUUUGGGGGGACUGUGCUUUAUAUUUGGCAGUAUAAAUGAUGAGGUUAUCAGUGUUUUGUUUUGUCUUUUUCUUGUAUUCCGAGCAGAAAAGCUGUCUUGAUUGGAGCAUUAGCAGCAUUAACACACUCUCUGAACCCCAAACAGUUUCUGGACAUUUUAUUUGCUGCUGUAA
Messenger RNA from Stegastes partitus (bicolor damselfish), 1373 nucleotides. RefSeq names its product NF-kappa-B essential modulator-like. Gene Ontology annotation, biological process: positive regulation of canonical NF-kappaB signal transduction. The transcript has 4 exons. The record is from RefSeq and is a predicted model, not a curated record. NCBI's taxonomy places the organism in Eukaryota, Metazoa, Chordata, Actinopteri, Pomacentridae. Gene Ontology annotation, cellular component: nucleus; cytoplasm; IkappaB kinase complex. Bases 354 to 953 code for a protein of 199 amino acids. Gene Ontology annotation, molecular function: K63-linked polyubiquitin modification-dependent protein binding.